AUGAUGAACAAGAAGCAAAGCAUUACGCGCCAGAAGAUAGAGAUAAAACCGAUAAAGAAAGAUGAGGCGAGAAAAUUAUACUUCUCCAAACGCCGCAACAGGCUCUUAAAGAAAGCCAACGAGCUCUCGACUCUUUACGGUGCAGAGAUAUGUAUCAUUGUCUUCUUCCCAACCGGAAAUGCAUUCUCUUUUGUCCACCUGUCAGUUGACGUCGUCGCCCACCGCUUUCUCGCCGAUGCACUGGCAUUGCCCUUAUUAUGCAAGCCAUUUAUUGCCGCUGCAGCGAUUAAACUGAACGAGGAUUAUGCGCAGCUGAACGUUUUGCUCGAGAAGGAGAAUAUAAGGCAUGCUAAGCUUGAUGAGGCAUUGACAGCGCUACAACUUGGUGCCAAUAAGCCUUUUUAA
This is a messenger RNA of Dendrobium catenatum, 405 nucleotides long. Its product is annotated as agamous-like MADS-box protein AGL61. The record is from RefSeq and is a predicted model, not a curated record. Gene Ontology annotation, molecular function: protein dimerization activity; DNA-binding transcription factor activity, RNA polymerase II-specific; RNA polymerase II cis-regulatory region sequence-specific DNA binding. Lineage: Eukaryota; Viridiplantae; Streptophyta; Magnoliopsida; Asparagales; Orchidaceae. The transcript has a single exon. The coding region runs from base 1 to 405 and encodes 134 amino acids. Gene Ontology annotation, biological process: regulation of transcription by RNA polymerase II.